AUGAAGGCUAAUCGUUCGUUACUGUUGCGGUUGGUGGCACUACUGGGCCUGUUGGCGGUGUUGCUCCCGACGGCCGAAUCCUGCAGCUGUCUCCCACAGCAUCCCCAGACGGCCUUCUGCGACUCGGACUACGUGAUCGUUGCACAAGUGCUACGUCGCACGGCGUCGAAGGACCGUCCGCACAUGGAUGCGUACAAGAUUGCCAUCAAGAAAGAGUACAAGAUGAGCGAGGAGGCCCGGAAAUUGCUGCGCCACGGAAAACUCUUCACACCGUCGCAGAGCUCGCUGUGCGGCAUCACGCUGGAACCGAACAAGCUGUACGCGAUCGCGGCCAACAGCGAGCAGGUCGGGCUGUGCGACUUCGUCCGCCCGUACUCCGAUUUGUCGAUCGUGGAAAAGCGUGGCCUGGCCGGCAUCUACCGCAAGGGUUGCAAGUGCAAGAUCAACCAGUGCUGGAACCAGAAGUGCAACCAGCGGGUCGGAUCCUGCAACUGGACACCGUUCGCACCGAAGGGCAUCUGCGAAACGAGCUUCGGUUCGUGCGUACCGGCCGGCGUGGUCCAGGAGGACGGAACACCGAUCAAGUGCCAUUGGCGUCGGUCGCCACGGUUUGGGCAGUGCAUGGCAAAGAAUGGUGGCAAAUAG
Molecule: messenger RNA, 645 nt
Organism: Anopheles marshallii
Lineage: Eukaryota; Metazoa; Arthropoda; Insecta; Diptera; Culicidae
Gene: Timp
Product: tissue inhibitor of metalloproteinase
Exons: 3
Coding region: 1-645 (214 amino acids)
Biological process (GO): negative regulation of endopeptidase activity; negative regulation of membrane protein ectodomain proteolysis
Cellular component (GO): extracellular matrix
Molecular function (GO): protease binding; metalloendopeptidase inhibitor activity
Source: RefSeq, a predicted model, not a curated record